UUGUAGCCAUAUGUUUUUACUCCAAUAUUAUCCAUUUCUCCCUCUAUCUCUGUCUCGGUUGCCGGGAAAAUGGCUAAUGUCGGAGAAAUUCUUCUUCCGACUUAGUCCUUAGUUUCUGAUGUCACUUGUUUCUUGAAAUGCAAGUUUUCUGUUCGAUGCCGUCUCUUUGUAUGUGUGUCCUAUGCUGAAUUUUUCAGAUAAAUGGCGAAAAAAAGCUUACGAAUUUAGCAAUGGAAGUUUCUGGAUUCUAGGGUUUGUAUAAGACUCAUCGAUCAAGCUUCCUUGUGAUCAUUUCGCUCCCAUAUGGCCUCAAUUGCUCUGCUUUUACCCUACUCGACGCUGAAUCGCCGCAGAUGGUGGCACGUGCGAAGCUCCGGCGAAGAUGCGGCGCGUGAGAUGCGCGUGUGCACUAACCGCACUUGCAGGCGACAAGGGUCCUUGCAGAUUCUGGAGACAUUGUCGUCUCUGUCCCCACCGGACCUCCUCGUCAAGCCCUGCGGCUGUCUCGGCCGCUGCGGCUCCGGUCCUAACCUCGUGGUUUUGCCACAAGGUCUCGUCAUCAACCACUGCGCCACGCCCUAUCGAGCCGCCGAAAUCGUCGUCCAUUUCUGCGGCGGCGAAGUUUCCGCCGCCUCCGCCGCUCUCACCGCCUUGGCUCUCAGGAACAGAGCACUCUCCGAGAUCGAAAAGGGCAAUUUCUCCAAGGCUGAAUCCUCUCUCACGCAGGCAAUAGAAUUGAAACCCUUUGGUGGAUUGCAUAAGAUUUUCAAAGACAGAUCAGUUGCAAGGCUUGGAAUGCUUGAUUACUCAGGAGCUCUUGAAGAUACUAAAAAGGCUCUGGAUUUAGCUCCCAACUAUUUGGAGGCAUACAUAUGUCAAGGUGAUGUUUUUGUAGCUACUGGUCAGUAUGAUCUUGCGGAGAAGUUGUACUUAGCAUGUUUAGAGAUGGAUCCUUCUCUUCGGAGAUCGAAAUCAUUCAAGGUAUGCUUCAUUUUUCACGACACUUUCACUUAUUGCUCGGGCCUGGAUACAUGCUCAAACCCGACAGAUCCGUGGGUACCCGAAAUUUGGGAACCCAACCGUCAGCGAGAGUGGGGUCGGAUCUUUCUCCGGCAAGAACCAGAGCCGCGGAUUUGAGUAUGACUUUAUCCACCGACUACCCGUAACCUGCGGAUACGCGAGAACUAGAUGGGAAAAGGAGAAGAGCUGAGAGGAGGGAGAGGGGAGAGAGAGACACGGCAUGGCUGCGAGGCGAGCUUGGAGAGGGCAAGAGCCGGCGAGACAGGACGUGGGUGAAGGCAAAACCGGUAUUACACUUUUAAAUUAAAAUCCAUAAACAUUUUGCCUCGAUGCUCACCCUCCUGCCUCGGCACCCUGGAAUGCUCGCCUCGUCGGCCUUCUCAACCUUUUGCCUGAGGCGAGUCGUCUCGUCGGUUGGAUAUCUGAGCGUGCACCUGUACCUGAGAGUUGGUUACCCGACCCACAGGCCAAGAUACCUCGACCGAGGGGGCUAGGCCGGAAAUCUCGGGUACCCGCCCGUAGUUCAAGCUAUCUUGCGGUUGAAACGCUAAUCUUUAAACAAGAACACAAGUAACGAACUGUGUGUUGUUCAAGAUGGGUUACUGAAACUACAUUGUUUUAAAUGCUCGCAGGCUCGAACCGAGAACGUUGGAAAGAAACUCGUCGUCGAAGCAGAUGCACAAUGAUCGCUCUUUAUGUGUUCGCAAGGAGAGAGCGAAAUUCUCGUUUCUUGAUAAUAUAUAUAUAUUUUUUUUACAAGAUUUACCCAUUUUGAUGGCGUUGUCCUUCUCCUCCGAACAAAUUGCGGGGAUGUAUAAAAUCAUUAUUUUAUUUGAUAAUAGACAUAGUUUGACAUUUUCAAAAAAUCUAUUUUUUUUAUUA
Molecule: messenger RNA, 1902 nt
Organism: Tarenaya hassleriana
Lineage: Eukaryota; Viridiplantae; Streptophyta; Magnoliopsida; Brassicales; Cleomaceae
Exons: 4
Coding region: 304-1137 (277 amino acids)
Molecular function (GO): protein binding
Source: RefSeq, a predicted model, not a curated record